This is a messenger RNA of Clarias gariepinus (North African catfish), 3460 nucleotides long. It is a transcript of the gene fig4a, whose product is annotated as FIG4 phosphoinositide 5-phosphatase a. Gene Ontology annotation, biological process: phosphatidylinositol dephosphorylation. NCBI's taxonomy places the organism in Eukaryota, Metazoa, Chordata, Actinopteri, Siluriformes, Clariidae. Gene Ontology annotation, cellular component: intracellular membrane-bounded organelle. Gene Ontology annotation, molecular function: phosphatidylinositol-3,5-bisphosphate 5-phosphatase activity. The record is from RefSeq and is a predicted model, not a curated record. The coding region runs from base 148 to 2889 and encodes 913 amino acids. The transcript has 24 exons.
CGGGAAGUGAAAUGUUUUUUCGCACGAAUAUAUACCCGCAACUUCUUUCUCACCCGAUGCAAAAUGGAAUAGCAACAAUAACAACCAUAAUAUUUUAAACAUUUCUAAUUCAGGUCUUUUGGAUCAGUGUGUGCUGUAUUGCUCAUCAUGCCCCUAACAGCAGCUGUGAUCAGUGGAGCCCAAAAGCUGGUCCUGUACGAGACAAGAGCUAGAUUUUUUCUGGUGGGGAGUAAUAACGCUCAAACCAAACACCGUGUCCUGAAGAUCGACCGGACUGAACCACGAGAUCUGGUCAUCAUUGAUGACAAGCAUGUAUAUAGUCAGCAGGAGGUCCGGGAGCUUUUGGGAAGGUUGGAUCUUGGAAACCGGACUAAGAUUGGACAGAAGGGCUCUUCUGGUCUCUCCAGAGCUGUCAAUGCCUGUGGCAUUGUGGGCUUUGUGCGUUUCCUGGAAGGGUAUUAUAUCAUCCUGAUCACCAAGCGACGCAAGAUGGCCGACAUCGGGGGUCACUCUAUUUAUAAGAUAGAAGACACCAAUAUGAUUUAUAUCCCUAAUGACUCGGUCCGAGUCACGCAUCCUGAUGAAGCCAGAUAUGUGAGGAUGUUCCAAAAUGUGGACCUGUCUAGUAACUUCUAUUUCAGUUACAGCUAUGACCUGAGCCACUCUCUGCAGUAUAACAUGACUCUCCUCCAGACACCGUAUGAUCACGGAGAAAAUGAGCAGCUUCAUGCGAGUAGCAGCAGCAGCAGUAGCAAACAGGACAGCUUUGACAUCUUUGAGGAUGAAGGCCUUCCAACGCAAGUUGUAAACGGCUUGAAGAAUGAACCGUACGCUAAAUACGUCUGGAACAGUCGUCUGAUGGAGAAAGUGAAGGACGUGGUGCAUCCAGACUGGCUCCUGUACAUCAUCCACGGCUUCUGCGGCCAGUCCAAAUUGUUGAUCUACGGCCGGCCGGUUCAUGUCACUCUGAUUGCACGACGUUCCAGCCGUUUUGCCGGGACCCGCUUCCUGAAGAGGGGCGCCAAUUGUGAGGGAGAUGUGGCAAACGAAGUGGAGACCGAGCAGAUCAUCCACGAUGCUUCGGUAAUGUCGAUAACAGCAGGCAGCUACUCCUCCUACGUGCAGGUGCGAGGCUCCGUGCCACUCUACUGGUCUCAGGACAUCUCCACCAUGAUGCCCAAACCCCCGAUACGAUUGGACCAGGCUGACCCAUACGCCCAGGUUGCGGCACUUCACUUUGACCAGAUGCUACAGCGGUUUGGUUCUCCGAUCAUUAUCCUUAACCUUGUUAAGAAGCGGGAGAAGAGGAAACAUGAAAAAAUCCUAAGUGAGGAACUCUACCCAGCAAUCAUCAACCUCAAUCAGUUCAUGCCCCCGGAGCACUGCAUCGAUUACAUUGCCUGGGACAUGGCUCGUUACACCAAGAGUAAAUUUUUAAAUGUGUUGGACCGGUUGAGUAUGAUCGCCGAGAAUGUCGUGAAGAGGACCGGCUUCUUUGUGAACCGAUCUGGUUUCCACUGUCACAUGUUACGGCCUGAUGAUAGAUGGGGUGAUUUGGGAGGCCUGGUUACUGCUCAUGGUAGAAUACAGACUGGAGUUUUGAGAACGAAUUGUGUGGACUGCUUGGAUCGCACUAACACUGCCCAGUUCAUGGUGGGGAAGUGUGCUCUGGCCUAUCAGCUUUACGCCCUUGGGAUGAUUGACAAGCCGAAAUUACAGUUCGACACUGAUUGCGUCAGGUUGUUUGAGGAGCUGUAUGAAGAUCAUGGCGACACGCUGUCGUUGCAGUAUGGCGGCUCACAGCUGGUUCACCGAGUCAAGACCUACCGCAAGAUUGCUCCAUGGACGCAACACUCUAAAGACAUCAUGCAGACGCUCUCUCGUUACUACAGCAAUGCGUUCUCAGAUGCCGACAGGCAGGAUGCCAUAAACCUUUUCCUCCAGGUUUACCAGCCUUCAGAGUCCAAGCCACAUUUGUGGGAGCUGCCUACAGACUUUUACCUCCACCAGAACAAUACCAUGGCCCUGCCUCAUGAGAGACGCAGUUAUACUUACUGGUGGACGGACAGUGUGUUGUCCUACCUUCCUGUACCUUAUGAUGAAGUCCCCUGUGAGAAGAACAGGAAGAAGGUUACGGUGAAACGGGUGAAUCAAUACGACGAGAGCAUAGACAUGUACACGGAGUUCUUCAAGCCUUACGAACUCACCGCUUUUGAUGAUACAUUCUGUAUCGCCAUGACCAACUCAGCAAGGGAGUUUAUGCCAAAGAGUGUUGGCCUGGAUCCUAGCCCUUUCACUGUGCGUAAACCGGAAGAGACCGGCAAAUCGGUGCUGGGCAAUAAGUCGAGUAAAGAGGAAGCCGUGCUGCAGCGUAAGACGGCAGCUAGCGCUCCUCCUCCACCCAGUGAAGAGCAGAUCUCCAGCAGCUCGGAGGAUGACUCCGAGGAAGAUCGAGAGGACGAGACCACCUCUUCUCACCGCUACACACCAAUCAAGCAUGCUGAGUCCAGAGAAAACCUUCACGCUCAAGAGGAGCAACAGCAGCAGCCUGCAAGAGAGCCUUAUGGGUUGAACCUGUCCGCUUUGCCCAGGGAUGAGGACCUCUGCAUAUAUCACAGGUUCUCUCUCCUUGGGAGAAACCAACACAAGGUGGAAAGGAAUGAGCAGUUGAUGGACAGCAAAAAAUUUCUGGAAAAUGUCAUUAAUCUAGCUCCGGUGUCAUCGUUCGGCGCCGACAGCAUUUACGAGGUGUCUGCCCCACGAGUCGACCCGGAGACCCAAAACAUUUUCCGCGCGCAUGUCAACGCGGGCCACGGCUAUCUGUUUAAACCACUGUGCCGAGAAGAUGUAAUCAUUUAUCGUGAAUAUGUGAAAAACAGAUACAUGUGACACGUCAGUCAUGCGUUCUGUCGCUUAUGAAGGUAUUCAGAAAAGCCUGAAAGAAGACGUUCCAGCAACAGAACAUUGGAAGGUCUGGUUAGAGAGAGAGAGAGGGAAAAAAUCUUAAGUUGACCUUCCUUAUGAGUAAGAAAAAAAAAGUCAUCACACAAUUCAUCGACUGCUUUCUGAUUCUCUGGACAUGUUGGAUCCUUCGCUCCAAGACAGUGAGGAAAAUUAUGCUCGGAAACCGGAUUUGAGUAUGCAAGAUUGUGACAGGUUGCAUUUCUUUUUAUUUAUUUGCAGUUACACCAGAACGACUGGACAUUCCCACUGAUUCUUUAGAUUUUAUUUCCAGUAUGUUAACACUGUGUAUAUUCCUUGCUUUUAUACAAGUAUUGAUUUCACUAAAUGUACAAGCUGAACUGCAAAUGUCAGUCUUAGUGGUUUUUAUGCUUUUUUUUUUGUCUUUUUAAUUGAGUUUAAUGAUUUAUUUAUGUCCUGAUUGUGUUUAAUGUGCAUGUGAAUAACAUUAGAUUAAACUGCUGUCUGAACGCAAGUUCGACUUUGUUUCUGGCUCUAA